Magnolia sinica is the source of this 3017-nucleotide messenger RNA. RefSeq names its product glucan endo-1,3-beta-glucosidase 1. Lineage: Eukaryota; Viridiplantae; Streptophyta; Magnoliopsida; Magnoliales; Magnoliaceae. The record is from RefSeq and is a predicted model, not a curated record. Gene Ontology annotation, biological process: carbohydrate metabolic process. The transcript is spliced from 4 exons. Bases 193 to 1629 code for a protein of 478 amino acids. Gene Ontology annotation, molecular function: hydrolase activity, hydrolyzing O-glycosyl compounds. Gene Ontology annotation, cellular component: plasma membrane.
GGUCGGAGCUCCUCUGCCAACCUCAUCAGUCCUUCGUUCGUGAAACAUCCAAAAACUCAAAUAAAAAGGCAUUAAAAAGGGUGAGGGAGAGAAUAUUAACACCCACAUUUUGAACAAAAUCAUACAAAAUAAUGCAAAAAUCUGUAGCAAAAGAUCACCAAAAAGAAGAACAGCACCACCGUCUUCUCAUCCAUGGAAGACUCUAACCUUCCCUUCAAUCUCUUCCUCUUCCUCUCUCUCCUCCUCUUCUCAGCAGCAGUAGAAGCAGACCUAACAUGGGAGCUCAAGAAGCAGAACCAAGACGCCGCCGCCUUCAUCGGUGUAAACAUCGGUACGGACACCUCUAACCUCCUCUCACCGACGGCCAUCGUCUCCCUCCUCCAGCUCCAGCAAAUCUCCCACGUCCGUCUCUACGACGCGGACCCCGAUCUCCUCCGCGCCCUGGCCCACACCAAGAUCCGCGUCGUCGUCGGAAUCCCCAACAACCAGCUCCUCGCCCUCGGCUCCUCCAACGCCACCGCCGCCGCCUGGAUCGGCCGCAACGUCGUCGCCUUCUAUCCCGAUACCCUCAUCACCGCCAUCGCCGUCGGCGAUGAGGUCCUUACCAGCGUCCCUUCCGUGGGCCCACUCCUCGUCCCCGCCAUUGAAUUUCUCUACGCCGCUCUCGUCGCCGCCAACCUGCAUACCCAGAUCAAAAUCUCCACCCCGCACUCGGCCUCCAUCGUCCUCGACCCCUUUCCCCCUUCUCAGGCCUUCUUUAACCAGUCACUAAACUCAGUCAUCCAGCCGUUGAUCGCGUUCCUCUCCCGGACGGAAUCGCCCCUGAUGAUGAAUCUCUACCCUUACUACGUCUUUAUGCAGAAUCGGGGCGUCGUUCCGCUCGAUAAUUCGCUCUUCAAGCCACUAACCCCCGCCAAGGAGGAGGUGGACCCGAAUACCCUGCUGCAUUACACCAACGUCCUGGAUGCGAUGAUCGACGCGGUCUACUUCUCGAUGAAGAACCUCAACGUCACCGACGUCGCCGUCCUCGUCACUGAGUCCGGCUGGCCGUCGAAGGGGGACUCGAAAGAGCCGUACGCGACGAUCGACAAUGCAAACACCUACAAUUCGAACCUGAUCAAGCACGUGAUCGACCGCAGCGGGACGCCGCUGCAUCCAGAGAUCACGUCCAGCGUCUUCAUCUACGAGCUCUUGAAUGAAGAUCUGCGGCCGGGGCCGGUGUCGGAGGCGAAUUGGGGGCUUUUCUAUGGGAAUUCGACGCCGGUGUAUCUGCUGCAUGUUACAGGGAGUGGGACGUUCCUGGCCAACGACACGACGAACCGGACGUUUUGCGUGGCGAUGGACGGCGUGGAUUCGAGGACACUGCAGGCGGCGCUGGAUUGGGCGUGUGGGCCCGGGCUAUCCAAUUGCUCGGAGAUCCAGCCAGGGGAGGUUUGCUACCAGCCGAACAAUGUGAAGAGCCAUGCUUCGUAUGCGUUCGAUAGCUACUACCAGAAGGAAGGGAAGGCCGUUGGAUCCUGCGAUUUCAAGGGUAUCGCCAUUGUCACCACCACAGACCCAAGUCACGGUAGCUGUAUUUUUCCUGGCAGGAUAGGGCUCGACCCUAGAUUAAAUGAGCGGCGUGUUUAAGUAGGACCCAGGCCGUAAGGACGGUGGGCUCUACGUAUGACGUCCACUGGGGAAAGAAAUCACACUGAUGUGACAAUUCCAGACGUCCAAUUAGAGAACUCCUGGUUGAUUAAGGACUAAUAAUCUUUUCUGAUCCGCUUGUCGGCUGAUCAGAUGGUUAGGACAGUUGUCAUUGUGCUAAUUUUUUUUUAUUGUGGAAUUUUUUGGGGAGGCCCAACUAAUUAAUGGUCCGUUCGCACCCGCAUGUUUCUUGAUUGUGGUUAUGGAGCGUACACCCAUUUACACGUGUGUGCGGGGGACGCGGGUUGCCUACAGCCCGGACUAUGUGGGACCGACCGUGAUGUUUGUGAGAAAUCCACUCCGUCCAUCCGUUUACCAAAUCAUGUCAGGAGAUAGACCCAGAAAAUAGGCAGAUCAAAAACUCUCGAGUCGUCCACAGGAUAUGAAAAGGUGAGGUGGGAAAUGUUUAGCGUUGAAAUCUUCUUGGGUCGACCGUGAUGUUUAUAUGACAUCCAAACCGUUCAUAAGAUAAUUAAAAAUUUUGACCCGACAAAUGUUUCAACGUUGGACAUUCAAUACCCACGUUUUCAUUUAGCGUGGCCCACUUGAGUUUUGAUUCUGACUCAUUUUUGAGCUUAUGUCUUAACAUGGGCUGUUAAAACGGAUGGAUGGGUGGAUUUUCACAAACAUCGCGGUGGUAGCAGGGCCGCGUAGCUUCCGUCCGGUCGUCGUCGGAGGCAAUCCUCGUCUCGCGCGCGUGAAGGUGGACGAAACGCACAGAUGUCGGUCUGCCACGAUUUAUUAAGUAGUGUUUUUCCACUGUACUUGUCUUAGACCUGUCAUACAAGCAGUACGAUCCAGGCUGUGCAAAUUGGAUUUCCUGCUAAAAGCCUUUGGCAGGAAGCUCCUGCGCUGCGAUGGUAGGUGGGGCCCACCGUGAUGUUUAAGAGAAAUUCAUACCGUGCAUUUAUUUCGAGAGAUCAUUUUAGUACAUGCGACCAAAAUUAAGGUGGAUCCAAAACUCAAGUGGGCCGCACCUGAUGAAACGGUGGGGAUUCAGUUACUACCGUUUGAAACAUUCGUAUGGCCACAAAGUUUCAUAUCAAGCUAAGUUUUUGGUGUUUUGACUUCAUCCCAGUGGGAAUGACCUUAUAAACGGUUUGGAUGGCGUAUAAACAUUAGGGUAGAUGUCAGGAAGGUUUCAAGAAUAGGAAACUCUUUCCACGGUUUUCCCUCUCGUGUGGCCCACUUAAGGUUUGGAUCCAUCUCAUUUUUUGUAGCAUGACCUAAAAUGAGCUCUCAAAAUGGAUGGACGGUGUAGAUUUCUCACAAACAUCACUGUGGCCCCACCUAACAUUCCAGCGCAGGAACUCGCCUUUCGCAGGAAA